CAAAGUGAUAAGGAAGUAGUUAUUAUAAAAGAAGACUAACUAGUAAAACAAGUGUUAGUGCACUACUGUUGAUAUAAACUGUCAUCAUUACAGAACUGCACAGAUGCCUCAUUAUUUCAACAGUCUCAGAAGUGAAACACUGUCUUGCAAGUCUUGUUUGGAAAAACUGCAAAAGAAGUUCAACGACACUGAGAGCAAAGAAAUGAAAAACUGCAUCUUCAGUAAUGAAUCAUAGCUAAUGUGUGUAAUAUAAAAAGUUCUCUAAAGCAAAAGAUAUUUGCAUUUUUGCAUCCAUGGAUCCAGGUUACUUAAACUAUAUCCAGUGAUGUUGAUCUGCCAACUUGUCCCACGGAACGCUUUUUAGUUUUCCUGCAAGCAACACUGUGAAAAGCCAGUGGAAAUGUCACAUGCAUCUAAGACCCCAGAAAGCCUUGCUGCGUCGCAGGUCGACCACCUCUCCAGUCUGAAGGCUUUGACUGAGAAGCUGAAGCUGGAGACCAGAAAGCCGUCUUACCUGGACUGGAGAGCGCAGCUGGAGGCGAUGCUCGCCCAGAGCCACAGAGACUCAGAGCCGCCAGCGGCCCCCGGUGACACAGAGAAACUGAGAACAUCAGGCCCUCCAAAGUGGGCGAAGCCGUCGCUGGCCGUUAGUGUGGUCCAUGAAGGGAGGCAGUCGUUAGGAAACACUCUGGGAUUUGGAAGUAUAGACCAAGCGCUGGAGUGGCUCAGGAAAGAGCUGGCAGAGAUGCGUUUGCAGGACCAGCAGCUCGCGCGUCAACUAAUGCGCCUGCGCAGUGACAUCAACGGCCUGAGAAUCGUGCAGACGUGUAACCAACACCGCGAGAUGCUGAACGACGCCACGUUUGAGCUGGAGGAGCGGGACGAUAUGUCUGACCUGUGUGACGUCCCCAUGUCUCCUGGAUUAGGCCUCUCAGAGCCGCUCAAGGUCAUCGGGGUCACCAAGAUGAACAUCAACUCUCGCCGGUUCUCUCUGUGCUAACACAGCACUCAGUUUUAUCUUACAUGAAUGAUUGUUAGUGCUUCUAUAGAUUAUCAAAUAUUAUCAAAGUGUCUCUGAUGUUGUGCUUUCAUUGCCUUAAAGUCAACAUAAAAGCUAUGAGUCCAUCUUAGCAAUCAUCUGUACAGUGUAAAUUGUUUGAUAUGACAUACUUCUAUCAUUUUUGGGGGGGUGGGGGGUUACAAUUUUAAAUGUUCAACACAGCUUUGUCAUUUAUUUCUUUAAUUUUAGUUUUAUUAUCUGAAUAUUUACCUAAUAGGCCUAUUAUCAUGGGUCUUUUAUCUAAAUUAGAGCUGAAUAUUUGUUUCAUGCAACUGAACUUGAGUCAAUAAAACAACAACAAACUAAUUUAUGAUUUUUUUUUUUUUUGGAAAAAAUGUACUGAGCAAAUAUUUAAAUUUUACUUUAUUAUUUAAUUUUAAUUUAUUUUAAUUGAAUUUGAUUUACUUUUCAAUGCACACACACACACACACACACACACUCACUCACUCACUCACACACACAUAUACAUAUAUAUACAUGUCUCUAAAAUGGUUUUCAAAACUUUCCUGGAGCAGCCCAGCACUGUCUCCCAUGUAACACACCCGAUUCAACUCGUCAGCUCAUUAGUAGAGACUUUAAGACCUGAAGUGUGUCAGAAAAGGUGAAGAGAGUUCAGAGAAAAUACGAUGUGUGUCAGAUCCGCAUCACGUUCAGCAGCGACAGCUCUUAAAGAAAUAACAGCCAAAAUAACUUAAUAACCAGCUGCUGGGAUGUCUGUUCAUCAAAGGACAAAGAAAAAAAAAAACAGCAAAAAAGAACUUUUAUAGCUUUAAGGAUUCAUCUAUAUUUAAUUUAGUAUUUAUAGUGUUUGAUAAUUUCAAUUUCUGUAUAUUUCUGCUGAAAGGCACAGGUAAAUAUGACAUUUAUAAUAAUGGCUUUAUGUGAAGAUUGUUUUAAGUUUAAGAGUUGUUAUUUUUUAAAAGUCUAAUAAAUGUUAAAAUUGAUAUCUCAAUUAUACUGUAAUGUUGAAUGGCUAUAGUCAAUAGGUAAAUAUUG
This is a messenger RNA of Onychostoma macrolepis, 2056 nucleotides long. It is a transcript of the gene fam167aa, whose product is annotated as family with sequence similarity 167 member Aa. The transcript is spliced from 3 exons. The record is from RefSeq and is a predicted model, not a curated record. The coding region runs from base 401 to 1000 and encodes 199 amino acids. NCBI's taxonomy places the organism in Eukaryota, Metazoa, Chordata, Actinopteri, Cypriniformes, Cyprinidae.